GCAUAGUCCCUUGGCAGCUUCUUUUUAGGAUUAGUUUGCGUCAUCGGCAUUAAUAAAGCUCCUACCUGCAAACUUUGACCUUGUGUAAGCCGACGAGGCGCAGGGACUGGUAACUGACUUCAUUUGCAAAAAACCUGAACGCGUCACCAGAAUCUCGGUUUUCCAACGUUUGUAUUAUGGCCCCAAAGCGCGCAAAGCCUCAGUCAUAUGUGGACUUGACCCUCGACGAGGACGAGGACUACCUUGAAGAGACCCGCCCCAAGCGACGCCGGACUGCUGCUAAUCGGCAAAAGGCAUCUGACGCAUCCGGCGCAGAUGCUGGCGCUGGCCCGGGCCCAAGCACCGCAGUGGCGGGACCGACGUCGCCCCUCCCAUCGGCUGGAAAAACAGCCCGAGGGAGGAAGAAGGCUGCAUCCAACGCAGAGCCGGAGGAGAGGCGAGUAGAUGAGCGCGGUAGUGCGGUAAAAUACCGGCCCAAGGCAUCGCAGGAUGUCCUGGCGCGUAUAGGCCGCGCCAUGCCAGGUUCCGCCCACCGAAUGUUCCUGGUGGAUUCACGGCAGCUUGCACCGGUGGGGGCGCCCGGAGGCCCAGCCCAGGAAUUCCACGUGCUGGGCGCCACCGGUAACGUGUACGAGGUGCGUGUCAGCCGCCAGCCCCGCUGCUCCUGCCCCGACUUCCGCAAGGGUCACCUGUGCAAGCACAUCCUGUUUGUGAUGCUGCGGGUGCUGCGGCAGCAGCCGGACAACCCGCUCAUAUGGCAGAGCGCCCUCCUGACACGUGAGGUGGAGCAAGUGCUGGCGCCCCUCACCACCGCUGCAGCGGCGGCAGCAGCAGGAGGCGGCGGAGCAGGUCCCAGUGCUGCUGCGGGUGCUGGUGCUGCUGCUGGUGGUGGUUUGGCGGCCGGGUUGGUGGACCAGUCGGUGUUGGCGAGUGAGCUGGUGCGGCAGCGGUACGCGGCCAUCACAGGAGGGGGCGGAGCAGCUGCUGCUGGCGGUGUUGGUGCUGGUGCCGGGGCCGCUGCUGGGGCCGCUGGCGGUGCUGCUGCCGGGGGUGCUGCUGGGGGUGCGGCCGGAACCGUUCAGCGGCCCGUGGAGGGCGACUGCCCCAUCUGCUACGAGGAGAUGGUGGCGGGCGGGCGCGAGGCAAUCACCUUCUGCAGGAGCUGCGGCAACAACAUGCACACCGACUGCGUCAAACGUUGGGCCGACAGCAAGCGGGGUCAGACCGUCACCUGCGUCUACUGCCGAGCGCCCUGGACCACCAACAACAACACCAAUAACCCGGGGGGAGCAGCUGGGGGCCGAGCUGGCAGGGCAGCCGCCGCCGCUAGCGGGGCUGGCGCGGACGGCGAGGCGGCCUCUCCCUACGUGAAUCUGUCGCAGUACAGCGACGCGCACCGGCAGGAGGCGAGCCUGGAGGAGCUGUACGGCGACAACGCCCUAUUCAUCCGGGCGCAUGCGGGGCAGAUGGGCUUGCGGCAGGCGGCACGGAUGCAUGCGGCGGCGCGGGGCUGGGUGUGAGGGGCGGCGGGGGGGGGGGCUAAGAGGUUGAGAGGUUUGGGUGUUGGUGGUUGCUAGGACGGAGCAGCGUGCCUAACCACAUUUGGUUUGGUUCAGAGACGGUGGUGAGAGGAGGAAGCAGGUUUACGGGGUAGGAUGCCGGUGUUUUGUUGCCGAGAAAAGCAGUGAAGGAGCCGCGAGGGCUGUCCGGUGAGGCUGUAUGUACCUGGAGCCGGCAGAUGUGGGCUUGAAACAUUGCCCUUGCUGGAGGAGAGGAAUAAGUGUAUGAAGUAGCGUUUGGGAUUGUUAUGUACUCUAUUAUGCCCUCCUCCGGGAGGGCGGGCUCUUGUCCGUUAUUUACCCGGCCUGCUGGGCAUCGAGGAAUCAGUGCUACUGACAAUCGCGACAGAUGGUUUACCGGCUGACAGGUGUUGUGUUGUGAGUCCACGGCAGGCGCGGAGCACAUUGGUCUGUGCAUGCGGCUUGUUUGCUUACACUAACACACCCUCAGGCACCAAUAAGAGUGCGGUGCUGUGGGAAGAAGGUUUGACAUGGCGAUUGUUACUGAUGGCAUGUGGUGGAAAUAAUUUCGUUUAUUUUUACAGGGUGGGUAACAAUCCCCAACCGUAUCCUUAAACUCAGGAAUGCUACAGCGUUGACCCAUAUC
This is a messenger RNA of Astrephomene gubernaculifera, 2166 nucleotides long. The record is from the annotation of a GenBank genome assembly. Lineage: Eukaryota; Viridiplantae; Chlorophyta; Chlorophyceae; Chlamydomonadales; Astrephomenaceae.